GGCGCCAGCCCGCUGUAGGCAUUCCGGGCAGUGUCUUCUGCAUCUCCUAAGAACCUCGGGAGCUGCAGGUCCGGCGCCUGGUAGCGAGAGGCGGGUUCCGGAGAUCCCGGCCCCACUUCGUCCCACUGUGGUUAGGGGUGAGUCCUGCAAAUGUUCAGUGAUUUGCUCAAGGUGCCCAUUUCGCAGGGAUUGGAGCCCAGGCCAGUUCUCUGAGCCUAUCAUUAGGGCUAAAGGAGUGCAUGAUCAGAAUGGCAUCGGGAUGGUUCUACCUGUCCUGCCUGCUGCUGGGGUCCCUGGGCUCCAUGUGCAUCCUCUUCACUAUCUACUGGAUGCAGUACUGGCGUGGUGGCUUUGCCUGGAAUGGCAGUAUCUACAUGUUCAACUGGCACCCGGUGCUUAUGGUUGCUGGCAUGGUGGUAUUCUACGGAGGUGCGUCACUGGUGUACCGCCUGCCCCAGUCGUGGGUGGGGCCCAAACUGCCCUGGAAACUCCUCCAUGCAGCGCUGCACCUGAUGGCCUUCAUCCUCACUGUUGUGGGGCUGGUUGCUGUCUUUACGUUUCACAACCAUGGAAAGAUUGCCAACCUGUACUCCCUGCACAGCUGGCUGGGCAUCACUGCUGUCUUCCUCUUCGCCUGCCAGUGGUGCCUGGGCUUUGCUGUCUUCCUCCUGCCCUGGGCGUCCAUGUGGCUGCGCAGCCUCCUGAAACCCAUCCACGUCUUUUUUGGAGCCGCCAUCCUCUCUCUGUCCAUCGCAUCCGUCAUUUCCGGCAUUAACGAGAAGCUUUUCUUCAGUUUGAAAAACACCACCAGGCCAUACAACAGCCUGCCCAGUGAGGCGGUCUUUGCCAACAGCACCGGGAUGCUGGUGGCGGCCUUCGGGCUGCUGGUGCUCUACAUCCUUCUGGCUUCAUCUUGGAAGCGCCCAGAGCCAGGGAUCUUGACCGACAGACAGCCCCUGCUGCAUGAUGGGGAGUGAAGCAGCAGGAAGGGGCUCCCAGGAGCUCCUGGUGGUGCAGCCUGUGUUCUUCAGAAGCUCUGCUCUUCCCAGGGCUCCCAGCUGGUUUCAGCAGGCAACUUUCUUCGAAGGCUGGGCCCAGACUUCUUGCCUGGGUACUGGGCCUGCCUUCUCCAGCCGCUUGCUGUCUGUCUGCUUUUCUUGGUGGCUUUGGCUUCUGCUUCUCCUUGGCAUCAGCCUCUCAGGUCCUCCAUUCACACGAGGUCCUCCUUGCUCUGGCCACUCUUGCUGCUCCUGUCUGAAGAAGUCAGACUGAUUUCCUCUUAAGACUCCUAGGGAUGUGGUGAAGAGCUGGGACUCAAGUGCAGUCCAUGAUGUGAACCAUGAGGGAGGUGAGGUGUCCGUCCGCUUCCCCCAUAAAGGCGUGCAUUUCAGUUAGGCUGCCCCGCCACAGAGCAGGCUUCAUCUGCCAUCCAACCCCGUCUGGAUGUGAGGUGGGGUGGAGACAUCAUGGGGUGAUUGCAGAAGCGGGGAGUGGUGGCCCACACAGCUUCUGCUGAGGAGCUGACUGCUCUGAGCUGUUCUGUUUCGUAUUGCUGCUCUGUGUCUGCGUGUAUUGUGACCGUGCGGCUCCACCUCUUCCAGCUGCUGCUACAGCUGAGGCCUGGAUCCCGGCCUUUCCCUGUGACUUACAUGCCUGUCACCGGCAGGCAGCCCUACGAAUCCUGGUAACCUGCUCUCCCAAGAACAGAGCCUGUCCCCAGAUGUCCUAGUAGCCAUGAGUAACAGGUGGCUGUAGACUUCCUUUACUUCCCCUUGCUGGAUCAGGACCUUCCUGUCUCCUGCUGGGCACAUCUGGCCUUGCUCUCUUGGCAGGGCCCCAGCCCCUCUGAUCACUGCAGCUUACCAUGCAUGCAACUGAUGCCAAAGUUGUGGUGUCCUGUGUGCAGCAGCCCUGGGAGCCACUGCCACCUUCAGAGGGGUUCCUUGCUGAGACCCACAUUGCUUCACCUGCCCCCACCAUGGCUGCUUGCCUAGCCCAACCCAGUGUUCUGUGCCAGAGCUUGAGCUAUUGUUCUUCUUCAGAGGAGGACAUACGGUGGGGAGGGGGAAGGGUCUUGCUCCUCUCCUAAGUGUUGCUGCUGUGGCUUUUUUGCCUUCUCCAAAGACGCACUGCCAGGUCCCAAGCUCCAGACUGCUGUGCUUAGUAGGCAAGUGAGAAGCCUGGGGUUUGGAGCCCACCUACUCUCUGGCAGCAUUAGCAUCCUACUCCUGGCAACAUCAGGCCAACCGUCCGCCCCAGCCUCACAUUGCCAGAUGUUGGCAGAAGGGCUAAUAUUGAACAUCUUGACUGGCUGGAGCCUUCAAAGCCACUGGGAUGUCCUCCAGGCACCUAGGCCCCAUGACCAGCUCCCUGUCGCCAUAGGGGUAGGCAUUUCACUGGUUUACGAAGCCCGAGUUUCAUUAAAUAUGUUAAGAAUCAAA
Molecule: messenger RNA, 2441 nt
Organism: Chlorocebus sabaeus (green monkey)
Lineage: Eukaryota; Metazoa; Chordata; Mammalia; Primates; Cercopithecidae
Gene: CYB561A3
Product: cytochrome b561 family member A3
Cellular component (GO): lysosomal membrane
Molecular function (GO): oxidoreductase activity
Source: RefSeq, a predicted model, not a curated record